GCACCCCGAAGAUGCAGCAGCUCUGCAAGACCUACCCAGAGUUCCAGGAGUUCUGCAGCAGCGCGGGCCUGAUCCAGGGUGGCAGGCCCCCGAUGGGCGGGAAACGCAGCGUGGCGUAUGAUCCCGAGGCACCGCCGCACGCCCCAGCCGCGCCCGCCGGCUGGUCCGGCGCGCCCGCGCCCGGCGCUGAGUCCGUGCCGGAGGUCGUCUGGGUGACCGUCCGCCCUGAGUCCCGCAUCAUCCGGGAGGGCUUGCCAGCGGACGCGCCCGCCAUCACCUACUCCAAGGCGCUCAGCAGUGCAUUCUCGAACAGCCACGGCAUCCUCUCCGACUUGGUGGGGGACAUCUCGGCCGAGGUGGCCCUGCACCACGACCCCGACUGGAAGGAGUUCCCGGAGGUCGGGGAGGCGCUCAAGCAGGCGAGCGGCGAGGAGCACUGCUUCACGGUCGGGACCUGCGCGACCUCCGCCAAGUGGGCCAUCGGCUGCGGGGGCAACUGGAAGAACAGAGAAA
This is a messenger RNA of Prorocentrum cordatum, 513 nucleotides long. The record is from the annotation of a GenBank genome assembly. NCBI's taxonomy places the organism in Eukaryota, Dinophyceae, Prorocentrales, Prorocentraceae.